AUGGCUUCUUAUGCAACGUCUCCUCUACAAUACAUGUCCAUGACAACUCUCAACCAUCUCUCCUGUACUAAGCAAUCUCAUCGCACCUCUCUUCUCGGUCUCUCUAAGUCCUCCCAGAAUCUUGGGAUCUCAUCCAACGGUCCAUAUUUAUUCUCUCGUUCAACUUCCACUCCCAAGAACCUCACUUUGACUCGUGCUCUCUCCCAGAACGGAAAUAUAGAAAACUCCAAAUCAAGUAAAAUUCAAGAACUGAGCGUAUACGAGCUCAACGAGUUAGACCGACACAGCCCAAAAAUCCUGAAAAACGCCAUGAGCCUAACUGGAAUAUUCGAAGGUGCUUACGGACAGGUCAAGCUUCAACAGCUUGUGUUUCCGACAAAGCUGUUCUACACUUUUUACCUCAAGGGUCUUGCUGGUGAUUUGCCAUCGGAGCUCACCGGAACUCCGGUUCCUCCCUCGAAGGAUGUGGAGCCUGCGCCAGAAGCUAAGGCAUUGGAGCCUAUGGCAGUUAUUAGUAACUAUACUAAUUAA
This is a messenger RNA of Eruca vesicaria subsp. sativa (arugula), 531 nucleotides long. NCBI's taxonomy places the organism in Eukaryota, Viridiplantae, Streptophyta, Magnoliopsida, Brassicales, Brassicaceae. The record is from the annotation of a GenBank genome assembly.